GAUUUGCAUGGUGGUGUGCUGUAGGUCAAGAUGUUUGCUGUUCAUCUUAUUUCAUUUUUCUUCUCCAAACUCAACGAGGACCCCACAAAGAAGGUGGACAGGUUUUUAUAUGCCAUGCGUCUCAAUGAUGACAAGCUACAGGAUAUCUCAGCUCACUUUCAGGCCGAAAUGAAAAAGGGGCUUUCAGCUAAAAGUAACGCAGCAGCAGCAGUGAAGAUGCUGCCCACGCAUGUCCGCUCCACACCCGAUGGAUCAGAGGAAGGACACUUUCUGGCGUUGGAUUUCGGGGGCUCCAAGUUUAAAGUUCUCCAAGUUAAAGUGAGAGAAGAUGUGGAGAGUAAGACGGGAGGAGAAGUGAAGCUGGAGGAGCAAAUUUACCCGAUACCUAAGGAGCUCCUGUUUGGGAGAGGAACAGAGUUGUUUGGCCACAUGUCAGGAUGUCUCAAGGCUUUCAUGCACCAGAAGAACAUCAGCUUGAAAGAGAAACAUCCUCUGGCCUUCACCUUCUCUUUCCCCUGUGAACAGAGGACCUUGGACCAGGGAAUACUGAUAAACUGGACUAAAAACAUCCAUACUCGAGGUCUCUUGAGGAAAGAUAUGGUCCAGACCCUCAAACAAGCCAUUGAUAGAACUGGGGACAUGAAGAUAGAUGUGUUAGCGCUUGUUAAUGACACUGUGGCCACCAUGAUGACCUGCGGGUUUGAAGACCAAUACUGUGAAGUUGGACUCAUUGUUGGUACAGGUACUAAUGCGUGCUACAUGGAGGAGCUGCGUCACAUUGACCUGGUGGAGGGAGACGAGGGCAGGAUGUGUGUGAACACUGAGUGGGGAGCCUUUGGAGAUGACGGGGCACUCAAAGAUUAUAUCACUGAGUUUGACAGGGACGUCGAUGCAGCCUCCAUCAACCCAGAACAUCAACUCUUUGAGAAGAUGGUCAGUGGGCUUUAUCUGGGAGAGCUGGUGAGGUUGGUCAUCUUAAAAAUGGCAAAAGAAGGGCUGCUGUUUGAUGGACAUGUACCCAAUGCACUGAGGACCAAAGGAAAGGUGACAACUGCGCACGUUGCAGCCAUGGAAGAGUAUAAGGACGGUCUGAAGAACACAAGAAACAUUCUGACUGGCCUGAAUCUGAGCCCAUCAUCUGAGGACUGCAUUGCUGUUCAGCAUGUCAGCACUAUUGUGUCCUUCAGAUCUUCAAACCUGGUUGCUGCGGGCUUGGCGGCCAUCUUGACUCGGAUCCAAAAAACCCGACAGUUGAGAACCUUAAGGAUCACUGUUGGGGUUGAUGGAACACUGUACAAGACUCACCCACAAUACGCCAAACGUCUCCAUAAGGUAGUGCGUCGUCUGGUUCCUGAGUGCCACGUACGAUUUGUCCUAUCAGACAGUGGCAGCAGCAAAGGAGCCGCCUUGGUAGCGGCAGUUGCCCAACGAGUGGCAUCACGCAGGCGAGAGGUAGAUGACAUACUGUCAUCCUUCAGACUGAGUGAAGGCCAGCUCCAUUUGGUCAAAAUGAGGAUGAGGGCGGGGCUGGAGGCGGGGCUGAAGCAUAAAGGUCCCUCCUCAAUAAAGAUGCUGCCUUCUUAUGUGUAUUCUACUCCUGAUGGCACAGAGCGUGGAAAAUACCUUGCUUUGGAUCUAGGAGGCACCAACUUCAGAGUUUUGUUGUUGAAGUUUAAAACGGGUCUGUAUAACAACAUACAAGUGCAGCAUAAGAUCUACACCAUACCGCUGGAGAUAAUGCAGGGAACAGGAGAAGAGUUGUUUGAUCAUAUAGCCGAGUGCAUCGGUGACUUCCUGGACUACAUGGGGUUGAAGAACACUCAUCUUCCCGCGGGCUUCACCUUCUCGUUCCCCUGCGAGCAGACAGCGAUUGACACAGGGACACUGGUGAGCUGGACCAAAGGCUUCAAGGCCACAAACUGUGAAGGACAUGAUGUUGUUGGAAUGCUGAAAGAAGCCAUCAAGAGACGCAACGAGUUUGACCUGGACAUUGCAGCCAUAUUGAAUGACACAGUUGGGACCAUGAUGAGCUGUGCCUAUGAAGACCCAAAGUGUGAAAUUGGAUUAAUAGCUGGAACAGGCACUAAUGUUUGUUACAUGGAGGAACUGAGAAAUGUAAAGAAGUUUAAAACAAAUGAAGAUAAAAUGGAAGAAGAAGAAGAAUCACCAGAUGACAAGCAGGGUGAACCAAUGGGGGGAGAAGAAAGAAAAGGGGAAGAAGAGACAAAAAAAAAUGUGUAUAAAUACAGAGUGGGGGGGUAUGGGUGAUGAUGGCGCAUUAGAUGACAUCAUCACACCUUAUGACACUGAGGUGGACCAAAUCUCUGUCAACCCUGGGAAACAAAGGUUUGAGAAGCUGAUCAGUGGGAUGUAUUUAGGAGAAAUUGUCCGCCAGGUUCUACUGGAUUUAACCAGAAGAGGUUUGCUUUUUAGAGGACGUGUCACAGAAC
Messenger RNA from Thalassophryne amazonica, 2450 nucleotides. RefSeq names its product hexokinase HKDC1-like. Lineage: Eukaryota; Metazoa; Chordata; Actinopteri; Batrachoidiformes; Batrachoididae. Gene Ontology annotation, molecular function: mannokinase activity; fructokinase activity; D-glucose binding. Bases 31 to 2268 code for a protein of 745 amino acids. The transcript is spliced from 18 exons. Gene Ontology annotation, cellular component: mitochondrion; cytosol. Gene Ontology annotation, biological process: intracellular glucose homeostasis; glucose 6-phosphate metabolic process; glycolytic process. The record is from RefSeq and is a predicted model, not a curated record.